This is a messenger RNA of Penicillium cataractarum, 1698 nucleotides long. RefSeq names its product GTP-binding protein Obg. Gene Ontology annotation, cellular component: mitochondrion. The record is from RefSeq and is a predicted model, not a curated record. Lineage: Eukaryota; Fungi; Ascomycota; Eurotiomycetes; Eurotiales; Aspergillaceae. The coding region runs from base 1 to 1698 and encodes 565 amino acids. The transcript has a single exon. Gene Ontology annotation, molecular function: GTP binding; GTPase activity.
AUGGCAUAUCCUCGAGCCUGUUUCAACCUUCCUAUACGGUCUCUCCUCUUGAGCCGCGCGCGGAUCUGCUCAACAAGAGCAUUUCCAGCGAUAUCUGCACCUAUACUCGGCCAAAGAUGGCAGAGUACGACGCCCAGCAACGUGCGAUCCGAUGACGACACCUCCUCCCACGAACCUUCGGAUCUGUCGCACUUGAACCCAGAACCGGAAGACUAUUCGCGAUUCAUUUUCCAGGACAAGUGCCACGUCACUGUACAUGCCGGUGCCGGUGGCAACGGAUGUGUUUCCUACCUGCGUGAGAAAUUCAUUGAAGAAGGACCUCCAAACGGCGGUGAUGGUGGCAGCGGAGGCGGUAUCUACAUCCAAACUGUCGAGGGCUUGACUAGUCUACACAAACUUGCACGAAGGGGCAUCAUCAAGGCUAGCCGAGGGAGAAACGGACAGGGCAAAAGCAAAGGUGGCAAGCGCGGCGAUGAUGUGCUCCUCCAAGUCCCCGUCGGUACCGUGGUGCGCGAAGUCGAGCGAUACGACCCCGUCGCAGAGGAGAUCGCACGGAUGCGAAAACCUAAGGUUGAACCCGUUGAUGAGGAUGAGAUUGAAUUCACGCCGAUUCGGCUUGACCGCUGGAUGCUUCAUCCCGGUGCCAACCCGUCUGAUUUCUUGACGGUCAAGUUCCCUCGACUCAAGCCACGGAGACAGGCUAUCGCAGCAAUGGAACCGAAAGCCCCCAUCUAUCUUGAUCUUGACCAGCCCAUGGACAAGCCCAUGCUUCUAGCUGCUGGUGGUGCUGGUGGAUUGGGCAACCCGCACUUCGUGACGCGCAACAUGGGCCGCCCCAAGUUCGCGUCCCGUGGCGAGGGAGGCAUGAAAUUGGAACUCGAUUUUGAGCUCAAGCUACUUGCUGACGUCGGGCUGGUUGGUAAGCCCAACGCCGGCAAGAGUACGCUUCUGCGCUCUUUGACUAACAGUCGUACCCGCAUCGGCAACUGGGAGUUUACUACCCUGUCCCCUCAUAUCGGCACAGUUAUCGUUGAUGAUAACAAAGGCCGACCGCUGGUUGAGUCACAGAGAAAGACUCGCCGGACUCACUUUACCAUUGCCGAUAUUCCUGGCUUGGUGGAGGACGCACAUCUUGACCGUGGUCUUGGGCUUGGCUUCCUGCGACACAUUGACCGGGCGGGCAUCUUGGCUUUUGUGCUUGAUCUCAGCAACGGAGAUCCGGUUCAAGAGCUACAGAAGCUUUGGCAUGAGCUCGCAGAGUAUGAACGAUUGCGCAGUGCCGAGCCUGAACCUACCAUCAAGGAGAAGCCUGGUGUGAUUGAUUGGGACCCAUCUGGAUCUGGACUUCCAGAGCUUCAUCGGCCACGCAACCGAGAGAUUGAGAUCGAACCCCCCGAGUAUGAGGGCUCAGGCCAAGCCCUCAACUAUAGAUCCUCCGGGUCGUUGCCUCCUCUCGCCAUGCCGCCUCUUCACACCAAGCCUUGGUUCGUCGUUGCCACCAAGGCCGACCUCGAGAAUACCCAAGAACAGUACCAUGCUUUGCAAGAGUAUCUCUCUUCCGUGGAGAAGGGAACUGUUGAGCAUCCAUCUGGCCAUACUGACGGAUGGAAGGAGAAGGUGACGGCUGUUCCAGUCAGCGCCAUCAAAGGUGAAGGAGUGUCUCGCAUUCCCAAAUUGGUGAUGCAAUACCUGGCGUAA